UCUCUUAAUUUGUUAUAUGUACUUUAGACUUAUGGUAGUGCCAUCUCUUCUUUAAUGAUCAUUCUCUCUUAGCUUUCUCAUUGAUGGUUUUAUCAUUGUUGUGGUCAUAUUAAUGUCCGAAGUUAUGAAUCUAUCCAUUAAUGGCCAGUCUCAAGUUCCUACUGGAUUUAGGUUUCACCCAACAGAAGAGGAGCUUCUUCACUACUAUCUUAGAAAGAAGGUGAACUAUGAGAAGAUAGAUGUUGAUGUUAUUCGUGAGGUUGAUCUUAAUAAGCUCGAGCCUUGGGACAUUCAAGAGAAAUGCAAGUUAGGAUCAACUCCACAGAAUGAUUGGUACUUCUUUAGUCACAAGGACAAGAAGUAUCCGACGGGGACUAGGACUAAUCGUGCAACGGCGGCUGGGUUCUGGAAGGCGACCGGCCGGGAUAAGAUCAUCUACAGUGGGAUUAGAAGGAUUGGAUUGAGGAAGACUCUGGUUUUCUACACAGGAAGAGCUCCACAUGGUCACAAAUCCGAUUGGAUUAUGCAUGAAUAUAGGCUUGAUGAAAGCACCACUGAAACCACCACAGCUACAAAUUCGAUUGGAGAAUCGAUGACUGAAGAGGGGUGGGUAGUUUGCCGAGUGUUUAGGAAGAAGAACUAUCAGAAAACCCUAAAUAGUCCAAAAGGUUCAUCCGACUCCAUGGAUUCAAAGGCCCAACAAAUGAUGCUAAGUUCAGGCAAUAAUGAUGGAGUUCUUGAUCAAAUCCUUCUCUACAUGGGGAGAAACAGCAAACUCGAAAGAGAAUCACUCAACGCCAUGACCAAUAUGAUCUCCAACACCAACCAAAACACCAGAUUUGGCAUCAAUGGUACUGAUCAUCAUGAUCAUCAGGUGUUCACUGAAAGAUUCCUUCAUCUCCCACGUCUCGAAAAUCCUACUACUUUCCCAUCAGUGCUCCCCAUUAACUCCGACCAAGAGGGCGUUUUCCAGUCUUGUUACCAACCGUUCAACGAAAUCCUCAAUGAAAUACCAAACAAAACAGGACUUCUCCAUGACUGGGCCACACUAGACCAUUUAGUGGCUUCACAACUUAAUGGACAAGUAGAAAAUGUGAGUUUCACUCUUUGUCCGGACGAAGAUGACUUACAUUCAGACAGGUCAGUACUCUACAACAACAACAACGAGAAUGAUCUAUGGAGCUUCACUAAGUCAUUAUCAUCAUCCAUAUCUCCUUCAUCAUCAUCAGACCCAUUAUGCCACUUGUCAGUAUAACAUAUAACAGGAAGAAGAUGGAAGGGAAAGGACAGACUUCCUUAGAUUCCAAAGACAGACAAAGAGAAUCCUGGUAUCUAUACAUAUAUAUUUGCUAUAUAUAAUAUAUAUGUGUACGUAGCUGGUGAAUAAUGAUAUAAUGAGGGUGAUAUAUAUGUAAUGGAGAUAAGAUGGCUCUCUCUUUCUACGAGCAAUUAUAUAUAUGCUGAUCAUGAGCAACUAUGUAAUGGAGAAAAAGCUGGCUAGACAAAAAUAAAGUAGUUAAUAAUGGUAGGGGAACAGCGAUCGCUGACUUGAAGGUGCAGUGUUGUCACAAAACACUCACUGAAAUCAUUAUACCCACUUGGCUUGGUAGUAUUGGAAAGAUGUCAUUCAA
Molecule: messenger RNA, 1631 nt
Organism: Tripterygium wilfordii
Lineage: Eukaryota; Viridiplantae; Streptophyta; Magnoliopsida; Celastrales; Celastraceae
Product: NAC domain-containing protein 12-like
Exons: 3
Coding region: 113-1255 (380 amino acids)
Biological process (GO): regulation of DNA-templated transcription
Molecular function (GO): DNA binding
Source: RefSeq, a predicted model, not a curated record